Messenger RNA from Paramuricea clavata, 621 nucleotides. NCBI's taxonomy places the organism in Eukaryota, Metazoa, Cnidaria, Anthozoa, Malacalcyonacea, Plexauridae. The record is from the annotation of a GenBank genome assembly.
AUGAGAAUGUUAGAUACGGUAGCUUUAGCCAAUGUUAAUGAACCUUCUGACUGCGCUGCAUUUGAUUUAGUGUAUCACAGGAAUUGUCUUAGAGAACACGAACGAAAGUUGCAACAAUCCAUUUCAAACUGGGAUAUACAGUCCAAGUCCAACAUUGGCAAAUAUAUCGCUGACGUUGACAUCCUGAAUGCUGUCAAAUGUUCCCUUGCUUCAGGUUCUACUCUAACAAUGAAUGAAACUGAUGAAGAAUAUGUUUCCAUACUUACUGAAAAUGAGGUAGAUCCAGGUUCCAGCCAUCAUAAAAAGAAUCUGAAAAGUACUAUCCAUGAAAAAAUUGAAGAUGUUAAAUUUGUGAAGUCAAAUAGAUCCAAUGAAAGCGAUAAUGUAGUCAGCGAAAAGCUACUUGGAGUGGCGGUUAACAACCUCCGAGAGCAACAAAAUGAAGAAGAUGACAUCAAAUGCGUCGCAAAGACAGCUGCUAUAUUGAGAAAUGAGCUAAAAAGACAUACUCACUGGAAAUUUACAGGAUCCCAGUCCAUGAAGGAAUUUCAGUCUCCACCAAUGUUGACCUCCUUUCUACAAUGGCUUCUUCUUAGCUUGGCACAAAACUUAGAAAUGUGA